Molecule: messenger RNA, 1201 nt
Organism: Belonocnema kinseyi
Lineage: Eukaryota; Metazoa; Arthropoda; Insecta; Hymenoptera; Cynipidae
Gene: oaf
Product: out at first protein
Exons: 5
Coding region: 141-947 (268 amino acids)
Source: RefSeq, a predicted model, not a curated record
GGGAAGGUCAAGAAGGAUGAGACUGAUAAUCUCUUCCUGAAUAAAUCAUUUUUGAGUAAUUUUUGCGUUCAAUAAACGCGAUUAGUUUAUACAGUGCUCGAAAUAUGUCUUUUUUAUACAAAUGGAAGUGAAAAACGACAAUGGGAUCGUUCAAGGCGUUGAUUUCGACUUUUUUAUUCUUGCAUUACCUUCUCGGUAUUUGCAAGACUCACUUACUCAUAAAUGUCAAAAAUCAGGGAGGGGACAUUCUUUUAGAAACUAUUUCAUCCAAUGUGACGGAAGACACAAUAACAUUGGAAUUCCAAAGAUCCGAUGGAACUUUGGUGACACAGUUAAUUGAUUUCAGAAAUGAAGUGCAGGUGAUAAAAGCCCUGGUAUUGGGCGAAGAGGAGCGGGGUCAGAAUCAAUUUCAGGUGAUGUGUUUUGUAAAUCACUUUUAUAAGUCGGACUUUAUUUCCUCUGACGCGAUGUCGAAGCUGCGGCAAAAAAAUCCGGGUACAAUUCGAGUCGCAGAGGAGGACAAAGGACAUGCCAACUAUACGAUGGAUUUAUUUCUCGAUGUAUCACAAUCCAAGGUCAUAUCGAAACAUGUUGGCGCGCUUUGCGCCGAUGCUCAAGACUCAACUUAUACUCGCAAUCAAAAUCUCAAACAGUGGAUUCAAAGACCUGGAUCAUCUGAAGUAGCCUUAAAUGCAGCAGUCCAAAGUUUUUCCUCCACCCGUCCAGACUCGAACGACACCAAAAUUUACCUAAUAUCAAAAUGUUCAGACACCUCCAAUCUUUGGGCGCCCUGUACGUGUUCCCUGGAACUCUGCAUUGGUUGGUAUCCCUGUGGUCUGAAAUUUUGCAAAGGAAAAGUUCCAUAUAACCUCAUCUAUUAUUCAUCCAAGAAGGAUGAUUUUGAAGUAAAAUACUCAAACGGUAUUUUUUUAUACGUUGGUAAGUAAAGAUCUGGUUUUACCUAUUAUCGGUAAAGGAGAUUACAGUUAUAACCACCGUCGAUAAAGAAACUAAUAAUGAAAAAUAAGAGCAAAAAAUAAAUGUUGAAUUAUUCAAAAUGUAGGUUUAGGAAACUUUAAGUCAAUCUCUGAGAUACAAAAAGUUUAUAUAUAUGGCUAAAGAGAAUGAAUAAACAGAAGCGAAUGGAUUUCGAGACUAAAAAAACUAGUUGCGAUUUACUUUUAGUAAUUCUUUAUAACUU